UUUAGGACCAUGACGAGAGCGCUAUUCUCGAGCGUGCAACAGUGCAGCACUUGCGUGGGUCACAAUUUCAUGUAAAUAUUAAACGUUGGCUUUAUGGAUUUUCUCAUACUUGACCAACUGUAGUGUAUUUCACAGUUAGCAAGUUGUCGGAGAACCCCAUGAAUGGCUUUAUUUUGAAGAACUACAGCCCUCAUGGUGUACCUGCAGCCUUUCUACCCCAUAAAUUAAAUUCAUAUUCAAUGGAGUGGUACUAAAUGAUCCAAUCACAUUAUUGUGUUGCCUUCCUAUUUGGACCGUACAAUAGAUACGCUCUUGUUAUACGGAGGAGCUGGGAAUCUGAUGUAUUUUCCCCACAAUUGUCUUGCUCAAGUAUGUGCAGUACUAUUCUGUAAUGGCUAUGCAGGAGCCUGGCAGGACCAAAGGCUUCCCUUGCAAACACUGUGGCACAGUGUGCUCCAACAUGCCAAGCCUUCUGGAACACAUGGAUAGUCACUCCCAGCAAGAGGAAGAUCGCAAGUUCAAGUGCGAUGAAUGUGGGCGGGGUUACAGGCAUGCAGGUAGCCUCGCUAACCAUAAGAAAACACACGAGUUGGGUUCUUUUCAAUGUCCAGUAUGUGCUAGGAAGCUCUCAAACCCUCUGGCCCUGAAGAGCCAUCUGCGCAUCCACACAUCUCAGAAGAAGUACUCCUGCAUGGAUUGCGGGAAGGCCUUUAGGUUAGCUACUCAGCUGGCCACCCAUCAAAAGGUCCAUCUAUCCAGGCAGUCAAAGAGGAGAGCCGGUAGGAGGGCAGCUGCAGAAUAUUCUCCCAUUGAGAAUCGAGAUGAAAUUGAGGAUAAUGAAGACCUUCAUGAGCAGUUGGUCUUUGUGGCUGACCAGCAAGACACAAGGAUGGAUAUUAUAUCUGAUAAUGGCCUUAGUCAGGGGGGGGCAGAGAUUAUCCCCAUCUCAGCACAUUACAGUGAAAAUCUAGGCUCUGAUGAAGCAGGGGAUCGACCUUUCAAAUGUGAUCAGUGUGAAAAGUCAUAUAGACACCAUGGAAGCCUGAUCAAUCAUAAAAAGUCUCACCAAGUAGGGAUGUUUGAGUGCCCUAUCUGUUUUAAACAGUUCAAUAAUCUUGCUGCCCUCCAUAGUCACCAGAGAACCCAUAAGUCCAGAAGUGGGCCAGAUACCCAUUCCACGGAAGUCACUUACACAGGCACAGCACAAGAGCAGUUUUCACCCUCAAACAGAGAGGCUGCUGUACAUUUCUGCCACCUGUGUCAAGUGAUGUUUCCUAAUGAUGAUGAGUUCCAGGAACACAUCCAAAUGCAUAAUUCUUCCUCUAUGUCAUUUGGGCACAUUCAAAGUUCAUCUGAGGGUUAUCAUGGCACUUAUGACCAUAGUGUCACUCAUUCUCCUGACUCAAACUUUCAUUCACCCCCUCUAAACAAUACUCCAUCGAUGGAUAAUCAGGGGGAGCAGAUCAACGAUGUUCAAAUAUACUCUGACCACUCCAGUAACGAAUCCAUCUUGAACACUCAGCAAGAGCCCUCAAUCUUAGAUUCUGAGAUUUCUGCUGACGAUCUAGGGAAGGCAGAACAGUCCUCAGUUACAGAAAAUGUUGAGCGGCGCUUCAAGUGCCAGGUCUGUGGCAAAAGCUACCGGCACGCAGGGAGCCUCAUCAACCACAAGCGGUCUCAUCAGACGGGCAUUUAUCAGUGUUCCAUCUGCCGCAAGACUUACCCACACAUGGCUGCCCUCCGCAGCCACAUCCGCAUCCACAGGGCCCAUCCGUCCUCCUUCAACCUCAGCUCUGAAGGAGACUGGCUGUCUACCGAGCCCCUGACACUGGAGAACCAGCAGGCCUGCUUUUCCUCUCAGGAUGGUGAUGCUAGCAGUAUGAUGGCGCUCGCUCAGGAGACCAAGGGUGAACACGACAAUGGAGGAUCAUUCCACGAGCAGUUUGACUCCACCUUUCCCCAGGAAAGAACAGUGCACCUACCUCACGACGAACACCUGAUGGAGAGGCACAUGUGCGCCGACUGUGGCGAAACAUUUGCAGACAUCGCAGGGAUCAAGUCGCACAUAUGCCCCCAGCUACAACAGCAGCAGGAGGCCAUGUCAAAUGAUUGUGACAGUAACCUAACCUUCCAGGACACAAAUGGCCAAUGCUCCAUGGGAAAUCCAGGGGAUCAUGUAACAUUCCAGGGACUGAAUGGCAGCCCUGGGCAUAGGUACUUUGGUGAACACAACUUCCAGGAAGUCGUGAAUGGGGAGCAGUUAAACGGUGGUGAUGGCGAGGAGGAUGAUGAAGAUGAUGACGGUGAGCUCUAUCAGUGCUCAGUGUGUGGGAACCGCUACACAAGCAUGAGGGCUCUGAGGAGUCAUCUUCGUGGCCACACUCAAUCCCAUGACACUCCUACAAGCUCCGGCCCCUCCUCCAUGUCCUCCCUCGAGGCUGAAAAAGAGGAGGAACCUGGAGAGAGACAGCAGGUGGAUGGGGGUCUGAUGAUCUGCAGUACUUGCGGAGAGAGUUUUGCCAAGAAGCAGGACAUGCUUGCCCAUCAGCUCUCGCACCAUAAAGCACAGGCAGAUGACGCUAAACACGUACAUAUGGACAAUAGUAAUGGAGCUAGGCACAAAGAGGAAGUUGACAGCAUCAUCUGUGGAAAUUGUGGUACAUUUUGCACCAGUUACCAUCAUCUUGAGACACAUCAAUGUACAGCAAAUGGGCAAAGUGAAUCUAGUAAUGAGAGAACUGAAAUGGGCAACUCUGUCAAUCGUAAAGAAUUAGGACCCAUGAAAGAGGAUUUAGACAAUGGUGAUCGCCAGUACAAGUGUGAUCAGUGUGGAAGAGCAUACAGACAUGCUGGCUCCCUUCUCAACCAUAAAAAGUCCCACAAAACGGGAGUAUUCCGCUGCAUGGUUUGCCAGAAGCGCUUCUACAAUCUACUGGCCCUUAAGAACCAUCAAAGGACCCACUUUGAUGUUAAGAGGCAUACUUGCAAUGAAUGUGGGAAGGCAUUCAAGAUACAGAAGCAGCUAUUGAACCACCUAAGAAUUCACAAGGAGAACAAGGCCAAAAUACAGGAGCUCAACAAUCAGAUUCAGGCCCUCAUGCAGAUGAAUGGUAACGGGUCAGAGGGAGGAAUGCACUCGUUAAAUGCACCUGCCAACCAAGCCGCCACCACCACCCGCAGAAAGCGUAGACCAACCGUCAACCUAAAGAAACCCAGUGUGGGGGAAGGGGCUCUUACAGCGUCUCAGAUUGAGGUCAAAUCAGAGGGGGCAGGCGACCCUCGCCCCUACUCCUGUGACCAAUGUGGGCGAACGUAUCGACACGCAGGAAGUCUGGUCAACCACAAGAACUCUCACAAGACUGGUGAAUACUACUGUUCUGUUUGUAACAACACCUACUCCAACCAACUGGCUAUGAAGAACCACCUGCGCAUCCACUUCUCAGUCAAAAAACACAGUUGCCAACACUGUGGUAAGGCCUUUAGGGGAAAGAAGCAGUUGUCUAACCAUAUUUGCGCACACCUCCGAAAGGAUAUGCCUGGGGGGGUCAGGGGAAGUGGUCGCAGACGCGCUAGAAACAUUAAAUGUAAGCAGUGCAGACUGACAUUUGUAUCGGCAGACCAGCUCACAGCCCAUACCUGUGGGUCACUGGCAAACUCAUCAGAGGGCAGUGAUGGACAAACUAGCAUGUCCUUGAAAAAAGAGGAGCGACCAUUCACCUGCAACAUCUGCAAUCGCAGCUACCGCCACGCAGGCAGUCUCCUGAAUCAUAAAAACACCCAUAAGUCCGGCCACUUCAGCUGCACGUUCUGCUCUAAGCCCUUCUCUAACCCCAUGGCGUUACGCAACCACACACGAAUUCACACACAGAAGAAGAAGCAUGUCUGCCUGACCUGCGGGAAGGCGUUUCGGCUGGCCAGUAUUCUCCAUAACCACCAGAAAGUCCACACCAGGGUGGCCAGUCACUUCAGCUGCCCAGACUGUGGCAAGAGUUUCCAGGGCAAGUCUGGGCUGAAGAGGCACCGCUGCCAGAGCAGGGGUCAGGAUGACUCGGCUAAAGCUGGUGACAGCUAUCACAGAGAUGGUGGUGGAGACAAGUGCUUCAUGUGUGACCUGUGUGGACGCUCAUACCGCCACUCUGGCUCCCUGCUCAACCAUAAAAAGACGCACUCCGAAAACCUCCACCACUGUACCUUGUGCCUCCAGACUUUCCCCGACCCCAUCGCCCUCCAUGUCCACUCCCAGAUGAAGCGCCACUGCUGCCCAGACUGUGGCAAGACCUUCUGUCUCGUCUCCCACCUGCAGAGCCACAUGGAGGUGCACUCCAAGGAACGCACCCUGGUCUGCAGUCCCUGCCAUCAGAGCUUCCCCAACCCGGCCAGCUACCAGCAACACCAGGACCUGCACCACCGGGCCCAGGGGCAUUACCAACAACACAGCAUGCAAUUAAAGGACAACCUAGGCUGGGGCUCGGAACUGGACCAACCCGUGGGGAUCCAGGGCAUGCCCAAGCUGAUACCGGCGUUUGCCCACAUGCACGGGGGCAUUGCCCGACCCUCAGGACCAGCAGGAGAGCAACGAGGCUCACUGCACAGGGGUGAAGAGCCACGUGUGCGAGCACUGCGGCCGCACCUACCGCCACGCCGGCUCCCUCCUCAAUCACAAGAACAGCCACAAAACGGGCUCCUUCUUCUGCUCCGUGUGCCAGAAGGAGUUCACUAACCUGAUGGCCCUGAAGAACCACAGGCGCAUCCACACAGAGCCCAAGCGCUACCAGUGCCUGGAGUGCGGCAAGGCCUUCCGCGUGUCCACCCAGCUCAUCUGCCACCGGAGGAUGCACACCAAAGAGAAGCCUUUCUCCUGCCUGCUGUGCGACAAGAGCUUCUCCAGCAAGUCAAAUCUGCGCCACCACCAAAAGAUGCACCAGAGUGGUGCCCAGGUUUAUGAGUCCUCCUUCAGCAUGGAUGCUAACAGUUUCAUGGACUUGGACAUGGGCUCUUUUCUCUGAGUCGAGUCGGGAUUCAAAAGGUGAGAGUUUUCUUCAACCCCUCAGACCAUUGUAGAGUCGAAUACUUAUAUUAGUCUCCCCUGGGCCCCUAUCAGUAAUUGUAAAGUGACGGGUGUUCCUCAAAGCCCCAGUAGAGACAGCGUUUAGUCUUGAUGCUGAGCUCUUCAAAGCUGCCUCACAAACUUUUCAUUUUUUUUUUGUUUUGGUCAUACACUUUUGGACUCGUGGAAGGAAUUCUGAUCUUACCUCUAGUAGGGAUUGUGACACUAAAAAGUCCCAGAUUGGAUUGAAUGUUUGCACAAAGCCAUUGAAUCGUUUAGCGCUACAGGAGUGAGGACUAUAGGACAUGAUUUAUUUCCUCUUGCUAUCUAUUACUGUGUUUUGUGCCUCCGUAGGUUAAUUUCUCUGCUGUGCUCAUCACAAGUGUGGGCUGUAUAUUUGCCCUUGAAUCCUGUUCAGUGUUGCCAUAGGUUAGAGAUGUGGUCAAUUGACCUUUUGUGAUGUGGUUUCAAUAAGGACAACCCUGUCGCUUUAAAGGAGAUGACCUCUAGUCCUACCCAGAGGAUGAUAUCAAAGGUAUUUACUGAAAUCAUGAAAUCAAAUAUAUGGUUUUAAUAAUGAUAAUAUUUGGGUUCAUGUUUGAGGCAUUGUAUGCUAAAUGGACGUAUUUAAUAAUUUAUUCCUGUUCUUUUCAUUUAUUUUUCUGUGUAUACUUUGAUAGAUCAGUUUUCAAUUAAUGUUAACAUGUAAAGAGAACAUUGACUCUUAAAAAAAAAAAUACUAUGUAGCGUCUAUGGAAAUUCCUCAAUCUAUAAUUCCAUUAUUCUCAAUUGGUGCAACUCCAAUACAGGUAGGAAUGCAUAAACCCAGGAUAAUGGUCCUGAUGGCACUCAGGUUUUUCAUCUUUAAACGGAAAAUAUCUGACGUGCAAAGCAUUGUAGAUGAUCAUCGGUGUCUGGGUUGGGCAUGGCUUGUUUCUUUUUUACAUGUGCCAUUUCUCACCCAUGUCUUGUUAAAAUAAGAAUUGUAGCCUUUUGUCCAUAACCCCCCCCCCCACACACUUUUAAAAAUUGCAUGAAUGUUGCAAUACCAUACGCAUGCUUUUGACUUCUCAAACUUUUAAAAACUACGUUUGAGUGCUAGUUCUUAAAAUAUAAGUCAAAAGUGUAGCAUUAUUGUGGCGUGAAAUCCUAGUCUCCUAUUUCUCUCAUUUUAAUGGUUUUAUUUUAUUUAUGUUGAAAUGGUAUUAUGGAUUAUUUUAUAACUUUGAAAAUGUGGAGAUGAAUCUACGGAAACUUGUUCUAACCACUCACCUAUCACAAGCUUUAAGUGUUAGCAAAGUCAAUAUCGUUGGUUGCUAACUUCAACCAUGUUGACCUCAACGUUUAUCAAGAAGCAGGUGUUGAUGACCACUAUUUUGCGAAAUGGUUUGGUGUCUUUGGAAUCAGCAAUUUCUGGUCAUAACUUAACCUUUACAUAAACGUGCAAUUAUCUUUGGUUUACUAUUCCUACCAGAAAAAGUUUAGAAAACAAUAAGGUGCCUAUCAUACACACAACAGUUAUUUUUCAGUCA
Molecule: messenger RNA, 6579 nt
Organism: Oncorhynchus gorbuscha (pink salmon)
Lineage: Eukaryota; Metazoa; Chordata; Actinopteri; Salmoniformes; Salmonidae
Gene: znf646
Product: zinc finger protein 646
Exons: 4
Coding region: 392-4720 (1442 amino acids)
Biological process (GO): regulation of transcription by RNA polymerase II
Cellular component (GO): nucleus
Molecular function (GO): RNA polymerase II transcription regulatory region sequence-specific DNA binding; zinc ion binding; DNA-binding transcription factor activity, RNA polymerase II-specific
Source: RefSeq, a predicted model, not a curated record